Molecule: messenger RNA, 1074 nt
Organism: Exophiala xenobiotica
Lineage: Eukaryota; Fungi; Ascomycota; Eurotiomycetes; Chaetothyriales; Herpotrichiellaceae
Exons: 1
Coding region: 1-1074 (357 amino acids)
Source: RefSeq, a predicted model, not a curated record
AUGUCUUACAUGAACAGAACUGAAGAAGAGCUUCUUGCAGCAGAGGCCCUGAUUGAACUAUUCGGCUCCCAGCCACCAGUUCAAUACAGCGCCAAUUCACUAGACGAUGUCAUGAGCAACGAGGAAGAUCCAGAGGCCAUCGAGGCGGCCAACAUAUUGGUCUCGCUUCGCCAGAAUCCACCUAUUGCAGAUCCACCAGCUCCAUCAACUUGGUUCAGCAAUCUUCUCCGCCACCGCCCUCUGAGAAAUUUCGUUCAAGCAGGUUUGGCGACCUCCACCCUUGACGUUGAAGCGGAGCAUAAGAUCGAGGCGGUUCUGAAGGCCAUGACAACCCGCAGUUGCGUGCAAGAAGCCUUGUGGUAUUUGGAAGGCAACGAAUGGGACGUCAAGGAGGCGAUCAAACAGUAUGAAUCUGACGAGAGCCUGCGAUCCGCCAACGCUGCUCAGAUCUAUCAGCAAUUGAACCAACAGGCGAACGCUAUCUCGAGUCAAGCCUUCCAGCCUUCGAUGCUAGCCUUUCCCAUCCCGGCGCGGUCUGGUGAUGGCAAGGGCAGCCGGGUGGUUCGACUUCCCGGUUCUGAGUUAUUUGAUGCGAACAACGCAGAUCAUAUGCGAGCAUUGAAUCAGUGGCGUAACGACAUCUCGAGGUACUACAACGGGCCACCGGAUAUCCCGGCAGCUGUGAAGCGGACGCGGUACACGAAGUUCGAAGAGCGACUGGUCCGCAACGCGUUUGGCGAGCACAUCGAUGAGUUCAAGCAAGGUGCUCCGCCAAACACUCAAGCCAUCACACGCUUCUACAACGAGGUGUUCCAGGGUCGGUACCUUCCCGGCGAGAUCAACCCCUGCCCGGAGCGAAAGGGCAACUUCAUCACUACCUACAUCGACCGCAAGUUCAAGUUGGACGACCAGGGGAACCGAAUCCAGACCUUGGGCAACUAUCACGCUGCGCUGAAAAUCCAAGCUGUCAGACAGCAGGAGCAGGUGGAGUACGAUGCGAGACGAGCCCCGGGAGCACGUGUGUCGGGCAUUGACGAUGGGGAGGAGGACCUCAUGCCAAUGGAGGUAGAUUGA